Exaiptasia diaphana is the source of this 1339-nucleotide messenger RNA. RefSeq names its product snRNA-activating protein complex subunit 1. Gene Ontology annotation, biological process: snRNA transcription by RNA polymerase III; snRNA transcription by RNA polymerase II. Gene Ontology annotation, molecular function: sequence-specific DNA binding. The record is from RefSeq and is a predicted model, not a curated record. Gene Ontology annotation, cellular component: snRNA-activating protein complex. The transcript is spliced from 11 exons. Bases 1 to 960 code for a protein of 319 amino acids. NCBI's taxonomy places the organism in Eukaryota, Metazoa, Cnidaria, Anthozoa, Actiniaria, Aiptasiidae.
AUGGCGGAAGGAUUGCUAGAAGAUUGUCGUGAUCUCUUGUCUCGUUUUGAAAGCCGUCAGAAUGUACGAUUUGAAGUUUUCUCAGAGGUUUGGAGAGAAAUGAAUUUUUCAUUUAUUCACUGUGGAAAGAAAGAUGCGAAUGGAAGGAUUCAGAUUGUAGAUUACCUAUUUCGUAUUAUGACAUCGUACGUGUCCCCUUCAUGUUCACUGAUUAUCAGAGAGGGUGCAGUCUAUGCUCUAUAUGGCAUAUACAACACUCAACUAUGUAAUCCCAAAGUUAAGAUACGAAUGACUUUAUCUAUGUGGAAAGAUUUUAAUGAACUGCAAGAAUUAAUACAACAACUAAAGCAUCAUGAUGCAGAUUUUAUUAUCAGAUCUCUUAAAAAUUCCAAAGCUUUCCUCUUCUGUGCAGCACCAACUCCACUUUCUUAUGGUUCAAGAGAAGCAAUUAUUAGUCAUGAAAAAGAAAACAAUACCAAGAUUUCAGCAGAAGCUGACAAAAUUAUUGAAAGGACUUGUGGAAUUCUAGAGAGAUUACACAGUACCCACAUGGGGUACAAGGAAGCAAAGGAAAGCGUAAUGCUGCUACCAAACUCUGCUGAGUAUUCGAGAAGUCUUGAGACUGCAUCGUCAUCUUUUGACGUGGAUCUUGCAAGUGAUAUCGAAGAGUUUCAUUCAUGGAAACAAGCCCAUUGUCAAAAGUAUUUGAUGAAUGAAAAAAACAGCAGUAUCCUUAUGAUGCCUGAUAAUAAUCUUUCAAAAAAAAGAAAAAGUGAUGAUUCCAUCCAACAACAAGAACAACAGUURUCUGAGUCAGCACAACGGUCAAAGAGACUGUGGGAAUUAAAGAAUAGUUCAUUUAAAGAAGUUGGAAAGGUUUCUCGAAGUAUGAGACAUUUAAAACCAUCAAUACAUGGAGAAGAUGCAGAGGAAAGUAGAAGUGAUGACACUKUACUUUAGAAGAUAUAGAUUAAAGAUAACAGACAACAGAUAUAUUGUAAAUAUUUGGAAAUAGACCCUAAUAAAAUUAUUGUAUUGCUAUUUGUAUAUAAAACUGAAGGCUGAAGUCCUAAAACAUUCAUUAAAACAGAGAUUUCAAGCUGUAAAUAUAUAGGGUGAUAUUAGACCUAAUGUUUUUUAGAAAUUGAAAACUUCAACUGGUCAGUCACAGGAUAACAGUAACAGAACAUUGUCUAGUUGCUUGAAGAUAAGAAUUUUACAUUCUCUUGUUGAAAAAAUAUCUCUUCAACACUUUAUGAGAAAGUUCUUAUUUCUUUACACCCAUAUCAUAUCCUCUAUAUUUCUUCAAUGAAUUCAGUAAACAAAAACAAAAAACAUG